Molecule: messenger RNA, 342 nt
Organism: Cylicocyclus nassatus
Lineage: Eukaryota; Metazoa; Nematoda; Chromadorea; Rhabditida; Strongylidae
Source: the annotation of a GenBank genome assembly
AUGAGUAAACUAGAAAACGUUGAUCUCAUUGUCCAAGAAGUAGAUGCGCUUUAUGAUAACUAUUUAAUAGAUAAUGCUUACAGCAUUUUGAGAAGGCUUGCCAAAAGCGAUUGUUCUGAACUGUUAUGGCGGCUGGCACAAGGAGCUUGUGAGCAAGCGAAAUUGAGUACCAACACCUACUACAUCGCUGAAGUUCAUGAAAGGAUGGGCAACAAGGAUGAAGCUUUGAAAUAUUAUUUGGAAGCAUUUAAAAUGCCAGUCAUAACAGCUGACGACAAGCAAAUUCAUGAGAAGGUUAUUAUUAUAUUUUCAUCCAUAGAACCACAAUCAUCAUCAACUUGA